This is a messenger RNA of Suillus subalutaceus, 924 nucleotides long. RefSeq lists its product as uncharacterized. The record is from RefSeq and is a predicted model, not a curated record. NCBI's taxonomy places the organism in Eukaryota, Fungi, Basidiomycota, Agaricomycetes, Boletales, Suillaceae. The transcript has 12 exons. The coding region runs from base 97 to 924 and encodes 275 amino acids.
GCGAUGUAAACGCUGGAUUGUGGUAUAUCAAGUGCGAAUGCGAUCGUUAUACGUCUACCAAGUUCCCCCGCUCGCUCACUCCCAUCCUCUAAUAAUAUGACUCUAGUCUCGAAUGAUCCCAGUUGGUGGCCAAUCGUCAAUGCGAAUAUUAUUGGCAGCUAUUCCAUAGUUGCCACCUCUGUCGGGGUAAUGUACGAUUCGGUAUUUCUAGGACUUACGUUCGGACAAGAGGUUGAACUGAUCUGGAGGCAACGCCGGUCCCUAAUGACCUUUCUCUAUCGCAUUGUGCGCUAUGCUGGAAUAGGAUAUGCUGUGAUAGACAUACUGGGCCUUAUCAUUUACAACGCACUUGAUUGGAUGGGUGACGCUGUAGAUGUACUGCUGGGCGUCAUCAUGAUCGCUCGGUUAUAUGCCAUGUAUCAGCGAUCCAGAAAGGUGUUGAUAUUUCUCAUUGUCAUCUUUCUGGCCGUCAGAAUCGCCAGCGCAGUGGUGGUUGUAAUAAUGUCGAUGCAGGUUGCAGGGGAGGAAUUCGUUCUCUCUGGCACCUAUCAGUGCAUCAUUGGCUACGCAGGAGAUUCCUUACUUCUGGAUUCCAUGACUUGGAUACUUGGCACUGUGUGGGAGGUCCUUGUACUGUGUCUCGCGGUCUGGAUUGCUGUACAGCACUUCCGUGAACUACGACAACACUCAACAAGUGGCAUCAUUGGGGACUGUUUCACAGUGUUAAUGAAAACUCAUGUGAGUUACUUUGCAAGUUUUUUUGCUAUCCCUUGUUUCCAGAUCGGUUUAUUCUCUCCAACACUCUCAGCGGACACAUUCCCUGGACACUCAGAUUUUUCUCGGUCUCAGUCAGAUAUUCCAGUUCGUACAGCUGUUUGUGCUGGGACCACGUCUCAUCCUCGGUGUUCGGGAAUAUCACGCUAA